AUGACAGACAACGUCACAAAUCAUUUCAUCGACGGUUCCUUUCAUAUUUUCGUAAUUUCAAUUUCAUCAUUUUACGUAAAUUAUAAACGCAAUGUGAUGAUGGCGGCAACGAUCGGAAGAGAAUCGAGUUCAAAGGAUUGGAAACAUUGCAGUAGUUGCGGAAGAGUCUUAGUCGUGGACUUGGCACCUGCUCCGAAGGAAGUCGAAGAAAUAACUUACUCGUUGAUAUUUCGGAACGCCACUACAAGUGUGGAAAGGUGUUGUAAAUUCCAAGCGAAGCGAGCCGGAACGAACGUACAAGACUACUUUUACAAGACGGUCUCGACCAGUACCGAGGAUUUGUCGUCGUCGUCGUCGUCGGCCGAUGAUACGGUGACCGUGACAAUGACAGCGUCCCACGUCCCACAGGACGACCUGCGUCCAAUGGAGGCAGCGUCGAUGCAGAAAAAGACCAGUUUCAAAGUGAAUUCCGACGAAAACCUGACUCAGACCAACCGACUGACGGCACACUGGGAGAACGGAAAAGACGAUUCCUUCGAAAACGAGUUUUUCAGCACCGAAGAUGAGGAGGGGGAGGAGGAGGAAGACGAGGACGACGAGGACGAGAAGGAGGAGGUGGAGCAGGAGGAGACUGAGGAAGAAGAAAACGAGAAAGUUUACACGAAAGAGAACAACAGUUUAGAUGACGAAGUCCGGUUGGAAGGAUCCUCAAAUUUGUACGGCACCGGAGAAUCCGUCGACGAGUUCCUGCCGGAAGAAACGAACCCAGCCGAUCUCGAAGAACAGCACGGAAUGACCGAUUCCGAUAUGCUCCUGCGGCCGUCCGAAAGCCAGCAGAAAAUCAUCCAAGACAACCUCGAGAAAAUCAACCAGUACCGAAACAUAAUCGCCCUUCAGCCAUCCGAACUGCAUCUGGUCACCGCCGAAGGCAAAAAAUCGAUGGUUUUCACCGAGGUCAGCAACGACUUGGACGAGAAACAGUAUCUGGUCAAACCCGUUUUGGAGAAGGAAGAAAAGUCCGGAUGUUGCGGCAAAUUCGGCAACAAAUGCAGACGACUCUUCAAGAAGAACAAAAAUAAAUCGUCAAUUUAAAAAGAAAACCAC
This is a messenger RNA of Aethina tumida (small hive beetle), 1104 nucleotides long. RefSeq lists its product as uncharacterized. The coding region runs from base 1 to 1092 and encodes 363 amino acids. The transcript is spliced from 4 exons. The record is from RefSeq and is a predicted model, not a curated record. NCBI's taxonomy places the organism in Eukaryota, Metazoa, Arthropoda, Insecta, Coleoptera, Nitidulidae.